Trichobilharzia regenti is the source of this 204-nucleotide messenger RNA. The record is from the annotation of a GenBank genome assembly. NCBI's taxonomy places the organism in Eukaryota, Metazoa, Platyhelminthes, Trematoda, Strigeidida, Schistosomatidae.
AUGUAUGCGGGAAUAGCAUUAUCCCCUGGUGAGUUAACGGACAAAACAGACAAAACAAUGAGAACAACACCACCUGGUGAGUUAGAGAAUGCAUUCAAUGACGAUUCUGUGAAAGCAUUCCUUGAUAAAAAUGAAGCAGCUGUACAAAUCUACGAUGAUGUUGGUCAUCAGCAGAUAUAUUUUGUUAGUCAGUAUGUUGAGUAA